AAUUCCGAGAGCGAGAGCGAGAGCGGUGGGUAUCAACUCAAGAAAAGAGGUCUCAACCUGUCAACCACUGGUUGGAAAGCUAUGCGUUGAAUUCUACUGUUCUAAUCCGGCUUCAACAACCAACUACGRCCAUGGCAUUUCGUCGAGCAUCUGGGGCCCCUUCAUAUUGGCCUAAUAUCGCCUUCUUCACCGCGGGUGUAGACUCAGACAGAGACAUUAUUGAAAGCUUUUCAUUCUUCAACUCAAAGUAAUUCACCCCUAAUCAGUAAUCAACCCCCUUAAGCCUUAAGCUGCCUUCCUCCAACCCACCACCAUUCCAAUUCUCCAACCUCUCUUCCUCUCCCAUGUCUCUUGCUAUCUUUACAAGCCAAAUCGAAUCUGAACUUUAAAGCAACUUCAGAAAUAGCCCCUUUUCGCGAUUUGUCCAGUUCUUCGGACCCAACCCCAUCUUCCUUCUGCUGGAGCCGAGGGGGGUUAGUGGGGCAGGCGCAGAAUGAAGCUUUCUGCAUUGCAGCAGACCUAUGCUGCCCGCCGGGCCAAUAGCUUCAGGGGAUCGCCGUUGGAUUCAUCGGCGGAUAGUCCAAUCAAGUCGCCGGCGGGUAUUUUCUGGCUGAUUCUCCAUGGACUUUGUUGCCUCAUCAGUCUUGUGCUUGGAUUUCGCUUCUCUCGUCUCGUCUUUUUCCUUUUCGUUUCUACUUCCACGACCACUAACAUCUAUUUGACUCCUUUUCGAUCCGCCGCUGACCUGAACAUUCACUCUACUUCGCUUCCAAAUCCGACUGUAAAUCUUGAAAUUCCUGUGAAUAAGACGACGCCUACGACCAUUGCCAGUUCGAGUAGCCGCGUGGUCGUGGGGAGGCACGGGAUCCGAAUCCGGCCGUGGCCGCAUCCAGACCCUACUGAAGUCAUGAAGGCUCACCAAAUAAUUGAGACGGUUCAGAGGGAGCAGAGGCGUCAAUUCGGAGUCAAGAAUCCUCGAAAGAUAAUUGCUGUAACGCCAACUUAUGUGCGCACUUUCCAGGCGCUCCACAUGACUGGUGUUAUGCACUCGUUGAUGUUGGCCCCUUACGAGAUUGUCUGGAUCGCGGUGGAGGCCGGUGGAGUCACCAACGAUACUGCUUCAAUUCUUGCCAAGUCUGGGCUGCAGACUAUCCACGUUGGUUUCAAUCAGCGGAUGCCAACUUCUUGGGAGGGUAGGCAUCGAAUGGAGGCUCAGAUGAGGCUUCAUGCCUUGAGAAUUGUGAGCAAAAGGAUGCUGGAUGGAACUGUGAUAUUUGUGGAUGACAGUAAUAUGCAUAGUAUGGAGUUUUUUGACGAGCUCCAGAAUGUAAAGUGGUUUGGUGCUCUUUCUGUUGGAAUCAUUGUUCAGUCUGAUAAACAAGAUGAGUCCCCACAGGAGGUGGAGAGCCCACCAAUCCCUGCUCAGGGUCCUGCUUGCAAUUCUUCCAAUAAGUUGGUUGGUUGGCACACCUUCAAUGCACUUCCAUAUGCUGGAAAGAGUGCUAAAUUCAUUGGUGACAAGACAUCAGUUCUUCCGAGGAAGCUUGAGUGGUCUGGGUUUGUGUUGAAUUCCAAGUUGCUAUGGAAAGAUGCAGAAGAUAAGCCAGAAUGGGUCAAUGAGUUUGAUACAUUGAAUGUUGGUGAUGAUGAUUUAGAGAGUCCACUGUUUCUUUUGAAGGAUACAUCAAUGGUUGAGCCGCUCGGAAGUUGUGGCCGCCAAGUUUUACUCUGGUGGCUCAGAGUUGAAGCUCGUUUCGAUAGCAAAUUUCCUCACGGGUGGUUAAUUGACCCUCCUUUGGAGAUUACUGUACCUGCAAAACGAACACCAUGGCCGGAUGUUCCUCCCGAACUCCCUACGGAUGAAAAAGCUCUGAUGGGCAUCCAUGAGGAAACAGCUAAGCUUCCUGCAAAGACUCAUUCAUCCAGAUCCCGGAGAAGUUCCCGAAGCAAGAGAAAGCGACACGAACCAAAAGYGGUUGAUACUCAAAGCUCAGUGAGACAUUCUGAGAACUGAAAAUAUAUUARCCCAUGGCAUCCAUGAACUUUCUGCCGUUAAAGCUUUAGAUGAUAAGGAAAUUCAGGGAAGACAUGAUUUUUGAAGCAGAUAAAAAGGCUCAUGGUUUUAAUGGGAAUGUGAAGACAAGCAGGGCUAUGCCCAUGUAUACAAAGAAUUCAGUUUUGAUUUCAGACUCAGUUACAUUUUUUUUUCUUUUAAAAUCUUUAUAUUUUUUUUCUUUAUGGGGUGAUUGAUGCUCUAAUGUGAUGAGAAGGGAAUUUGUACCUGCUACUGCAGAAAGCUUGUAUUCAAUAUCUUUCAAAGUUUUAUACACGAUGCUCUGAUUAGGAGUUGUGAGUU
Molecule: messenger RNA, 2356 nt
Organism: Momordica charantia (bitter melon)
Lineage: Eukaryota; Viridiplantae; Streptophyta; Magnoliopsida; Cucurbitales; Cucurbitaceae
Gene: IRX14-L
Product: Nucleotide-diphospho-sugar transferases superfamily protein
Biological process (GO): glucuronoxylan biosynthetic process; plant-type secondary cell wall biogenesis
Cellular component (GO): Golgi membrane
Molecular function (GO): xylosyltransferase activity; galactosylgalactosylxylosylprotein 3-beta-glucuronosyltransferase activity
Source: RefSeq, a predicted model, not a curated record